UUUUUUUUUGGCUUACUUUUCUUUCUUUAUAAGUACUUUUACUUUUCCAUCUUCUUUUGAACCUUUAUACCAUCUUCUUUUUUGUUUUUAUUUGAAUACCAGGUUUCUUUGUUUUUCUUUUGUUUUUUUUUUUCCUUUCUCCCUCUUUGUAUAUACGUGUGUCUUUUGAAAAAUGACGUCUACUCUAAGUUCAUUGCAUUUCUAUAAUCCAUUGCAUUCACAGCAACAGCCAUCUCAGCAUACCUACAAAAGAAGAGUUCAAUUGAAGCGUUCUGCAUAUCAAAUCAAUGAUCCUAUUGUACAACAGCAAAAGUUCAAACUGCAAUUAGAUGUCUACCAAAAGAAAAAGAAGAGUGUACGUUUCCCCGACCAGGAAGAGCAGCUCCAAAAAGUCCGUUAUUUCUACAAAACACACGCGCCCACAUCCGUACAACAAGAUCCACCUGUCAUGGAGACGUCGGUGGAUGAUUACAUCUUGACACAGCCCAACUGGUCUGCUGCCAAGACAAAGAGUCAGUUGUUCUUUGAUCAGCACAACGUCAAGAUCCGUUUGGAAUCUGUCAAUUUGACAGAAGGCGAUCCUUCAUUGAUGGCCAAGAAUCAGUUUUUAUUGGAAGGACGUUGUAGAGCUCUCAACCUUUCCUUCCACAAGCUGGUCACUAUCCGUUAUACAUUUGAUCUCUGGCGUACUUUUCAAGAAGUCACCGGCACUUUCCGUGAAUCCAUCCCCAGCACAUCCAACACGUGGGAUCGCUUUGAAUUCUCGAUUCCCAUUGAAGCAAAAAAGACAACAUCACAGACGUUCUAUUUGGCGCUCAGAUAUACUGUCAAUGGACAGGAGUUCUGGGACAACAAUAAUGGAUUAAACUACGAGAUUGUGAUCAGCCCUGAUAAGGAAAAGAUGGCUCAAUACCAACCCUCUACGGAAACAGCAGAGGUUGAAAAGAUGAUGAAGCGAUUAACAAUGACUGAACAAGAAGAAGCCAAGGUGGAAGAAAGAAUCCAUCAGCAACAGCAACAACAACAACAACAUACCAGCAACUCUUUCAUGAAUUACCAGCAAAAGAUCAAAGAUACCAAGGUGCUCGGCAAACGUUACGAUUUCACUGCCUCUCUCACAGCGGCUACACGUAACAGUAAAUCUUCCUUCCUCUCACCACCCCCCUCACCACCUGAAACACCCGACGACGAUGAUGCCAUGUUCAACUACUAUACCCCACCUCCUAUCUACUUUGCUGCUAACAAUGGUCAAAUCAUUUCAUCUGUCAAGAAUAAUACCAAGAAAGAAGAGGUGACAGCCCCUAAAUUACGCAAAUCCAUGAUACCAUCUCCUACCGAACCUAUUCCUAUCUCAUCAUCACCCUCCGUCAAGGCCGCGGCUUCCCUAUCAUCUUCUCCUAUGGCUCCUAUCUCCAUGGAAGGUUGUUACCAAAUGAGUUAUUCUGACUUUGUCAACAAAUAUUGUUUCUACAAUUCUCAUUCAAGUCCUAUUUACAGUACAUUAUCAAGCUCUCCUUCAGCUGUUUAUUCUUAAGAUAAGUUUGCUUUUUUGGUUUAUUUUUUUUUCCCCUUUGUUCCCUUAUCAAAACAUACCAUUUUUCCGUACUUUUGUAUUCUGUAUAUAUUAUAUAUAUAAAAUAUAGUUUUCUUUAAUAUUCCCCUAUUUCCUUUUGCAUGUUUAAUAUCUUUUAUCUUUCUCUUUUUUCAAACCAAAAAAAAAAAAUUACCCUUGCAAAAAAAA
Messenger RNA from Mycotypha africana, 1741 nucleotides. Its product is annotated as putative phosphatase regulatory subunit-domain-containing protein. Gene Ontology annotation, biological process: regulation of glycogen biosynthetic process. Bases 173 to 1534 code for a protein of 453 amino acids. The record is from RefSeq and is a predicted model, not a curated record. Gene Ontology annotation, cellular component: protein phosphatase type 1 complex. Gene Ontology annotation, molecular function: protein phosphatase 1 binding; glycogen binding. The transcript has a single exon. NCBI's taxonomy places the organism in Eukaryota, Fungi, Mucoromycota, Mucoromycetes, Mucorales, Mycotyphaceae.